Messenger RNA from Psylliodes chrysocephalus, 1323 nucleotides. Lineage: Eukaryota; Metazoa; Arthropoda; Insecta; Coleoptera; Chrysomelidae. The record is from the annotation of a GenBank genome assembly.
AUGUCGGUUGAAAUUAAAACUGAAAAAGUUCACCCAACUGUUUAUAUUGUAUUUUUAUCAUUGUUAUUAGAUUUGUUAGCAUUUACUAUGAUCCUGCCUCUUUUGCCUUCAUUAUUGGAUCAUUACAAAGCAAAUGAUGGUACCGGCCUAUAUCACUGGCUUUCCAACUCGAUUCGUGGAUUCCAGGUCUUGGUCGGUGCCCCAGAAAAAUUCAAUUCUGUUUUACUUGGAGGAGUCUUGGGCUCUCUGUUUAGCUUCCUACAAUUUUUAGCUGCACCUGUGUUCGGAGGAAUGUCCGAUGUGAUGGGACGAAGGAAAGUUAUGAUAAUAUGCCUUGUGGGAAUAUCACUGUCAUAUAUAAUUUGGGCUCUUUCUAGUAAUUUAAUAAUAUUUAUUAUAGCAAGAGUUUUGGGAGGAAUCAGUAAAGGAAAUGUGUCUUUAAGCAUGGCUAUAAUUACUGAUGUUUCAUCUAUUCAAACUCGAAAUAAAGGAAUGGCGUUAGUGGGAAUUGCGUUUUCAUUAGGUUUUAUCAUUGGACCAUUAAUUGGUGCAGUUUUUGCUGUUUGGGCUAAACAAAGAUCAGACCAGUGGUUCAUUGUACCAGCGUUGUUCGCUUUAUUAUUAUCACUGAUUGAUUUGGCUUUUUUUGUGUCUUUCUUCAAGGAAAGCUUACCCAAGGAAAAACGCGCCAAAGAUGUAGGAAUGACGUUUAAAAAAGUUAGAGAGUUGAUAAAUAUAAAAGAUUUAUUCCAAUUUACCGCAGUUACCGGAGUUCCUGAGCAGAAAAAGAAAAAAUUGCAGUUAUUAGGAUUGGUAUAUUUUGUCUAUUUGCUGAUAUACAGUGGACUAGAGUUUACUCUUACAUUUCUCACACAUCACGUCUUCAACUAUACAGCCAUGCAACAAGGAUGGAUGUUUUUUGUUAUAGGGCUUGUGAUGGCUUUGAUACAAGGUUCAUAUGUUAGACGAAUACAUCCUAGUCAAACCAAAGUAAUUGCAGUUAGAGGGCUGUGGCUGAUUAUUCCGUCCUUUAUUUUUGUAGGCAUAGCUUUUGAAUUCUUCAUAUUAUACCUUGGAUUGUUGUUUUUCUCUGUUUCAACAGCGAUGGUUGUUCCAAGUGUAAUGACAAUGGCUUCUGAAUACGGUACUGAACAACAAAAGGGUACCGUAAUGGGCAUUUUCCGGUCUUUGGGAGCAUUAGCUAGAGCUGUGGGUCCAAUUUUUGCCAGCAUAGCAUUCUGGAGUAUUGGAUCCAAAAUAACCUACAUCACAGGAUCUAUAUUAUUAAUAUGGCCAGCAUUAACAUUAAGUAAACUCAAUUAA